AUGACGUCUUUCACCCCCCGUCGGGUCGCCUUUGAGCUGGUCUCCGCCUUCGAUCAUCCCUCGCCCCCGGACAGCAACAGCCCGUCCACUCCCUAUGACGAGUCGGUCACCUAUCGUCGCUGCGGACGCAGACCGGCCAUGAUCGGUCGGCACGAUCGCAAAGGCGAGGUGUCGAUCAAGGGCAACACCAUCUGGAACCCCGCCUUUCUUCCCAGCCCCGGCGGUACCAUCGGUUUGGAGGGUCAGUACGUCGAUGAGGAGACAGGCAUGCUGUAUCUGUCGGACGAUGCUGUCAAAGGGAGGAUCUGGCGUGUCACUAACCACACUGCCGAGACACUCAUGGCCAUGUCUGACCGCGAGGAUGCAGAGGAAGAGGAGCUCAUCCGUCUCUCCCACUCCCUCCUCCCACCGCCGAUCGACCUCGGUCUCAUGGAGCCCACUCCUGCUAUCCCACAGAGACUCACCGUCGACCACGCCAACCUUCCCUCUCCCGGCCUCGAUCUGGUAUUUGCAGACCCACCCCCUCUGACCGUCGCUCCACGUCGCCUAAUCUACCCACCCAUGCCUACCUCGCCACUCCCCUCACCCCUCUACAGCCUCGCCGAUAUUGCUCCCUCCCCAAAGCGCGUCUGGUUCGGCCCGGGUGACUUUGUCCGCGUCACCCCUGAUCACAAGCGACUCGCCCGAGAGCUGGUCGGCGAGGACUGUACCGAGGAAGAGCCAGAGUCGCUGGAGGAUUACUUUGGUGACUGGUCCGCAAGCUCCAAGGCGCUCAUCUUCGCCAAACCGCCGGCCACCAUCGAGGUCCCGCGGGUUUGGGUCUGGGGGAACACCCACUUCGAGCUCAUCCCCGUCGCUGAGCUCAUGGCCAAGCGGAGCAAGCGAUCGAGGCAGGCGUCCCCUGGAGCUUCCCUUCCGCACCCCAAACACGCCGAGGGCUCUAGUCAGUGUCGAUCUCGACAUUCGUCUAGGCCUCGCCUCGGUAUCCUCAUCGUAUCGGCAUGGUCAAUCCCUGCCAUCGACCCCCAUCGCAUACUCUCCUCAAUCACUCCGUCGGUAUCUCCCUCCCACCUAUGA
Molecule: messenger RNA, 1077 nt
Organism: Dioszegia hungarica
Lineage: Eukaryota; Fungi; Basidiomycota; Tremellomycetes; Tremellales; Bulleribasidiaceae
Exons: 3
Coding region: 1-1077 (358 amino acids)
Source: RefSeq, a predicted model, not a curated record